Messenger RNA from Filobasidium floriforme, 2181 nucleotides. RefSeq names its product tRNA synthetases class II-domain-containing protein. Lineage: Eukaryota; Fungi; Basidiomycota; Tremellomycetes; Filobasidiales; Filobasidiaceae. Gene Ontology annotation, cellular component: cytoplasm; mitochondrion. Gene Ontology annotation, molecular function: ATP binding; aspartate-tRNA ligase activity; nucleic acid binding. The coding region runs from base 40 to 2172 and encodes 710 amino acids. The record is from RefSeq and is a predicted model, not a curated record. Gene Ontology annotation, biological process: aspartyl-tRNA aminoacylation. The transcript is spliced from 9 exons.
UGCUCUGUUGCGGAAUUCGUAGUUUAUGAGCUUAGAGAAAUGCUCUCACGAUCACUGCUUCGAAUAGCGGCGAGCAGGACCGUCAAGUCGAUCCCGCAACGCUCGACGGGGAUUGCUGCCGGUGCACGAGCGAGGUCGUUGCAUUCGACGGGCUCGAGAAGGAAUGCCGAGACCGUACAAACGCCUACAACGAAGGAGAAGGGUUUCGAAGCUCAUUUCGGCCCGCGAGCUAGCAUCACCCAUAAGAUCUCGUCUCUCGGCCCAUCUCUUCUCUCGAAGUCGACAACCCUCGGCGGCUGGCUGACAGGCCGACGUCAAGCCAACCCCACGCUAGCCUUCUUCAACCUGAGCGACUCUACGGGUCAGGUUCAACUGGUCGUUAAUGCCAAGGAUCAUCCGAGUGGAGAUGUCGAGCAGGGGAAGAGGCUCAUAGAGGAGUUGAUGAGGGUACCUCUGCAUAGCGUGGUGCAGGUGGAGGGGACGGUCAAGUCCAAGUUGGCGGCCAAGAAGGUGGAUCACCGGGACACCGUCGAAGUCUCGGUGACGAAAUAUACCAUGCUCAACCCUGCCGACAAGGUUCUUCCCUUCUACCCAAACAGUCGGGAUUCACCAGCCAACGAGACCCUCCGCAACCAAUACCGGUACCUAGACCUUCGUUCUGACAAGCUUGGGGAGAACAUCCGCAAGCGAUCCAGGGUAACGAAGAUGAUCAGGGAUUAUCUACACGAUCUCGAGUUCACCGAGGUAGAGACGCCGGUGCUGUUACAGUCAUCACCAGAGGGCGCGAGAGAAUACCUCGUUCCGACCCGCCUGACUUCUCCCAUCACUUCCGACAACUCAGCCUCAACUUCCGAAGACGCCACUCCGACGACCUCGCAAGAACCCCUAUUCUACGCCCUCCAACAAUCGCCUCAACAACCCAAACAACUCCUCGUCGCCUCGGGAUUGACGUCCAAGUACUUCCAGAUCGCCCGUUGUUUCCGGGAUGAAUCAGGCCGAAAAGACCGUCAGGCCGAGUUCACCCAGGUCGACUUGGAGAUGAGUUUCGUCAGCGGGGCGCCGCAGGUCGGGGACGGCGCAGAGGGUGGAAUGAGGAGUACGUGGAGGAUCGGAGGUGGAGAGGUCAGGGAGAUCAUUGAGGGCUUGGUCAAGAAGAUUUGGAAAGAGGUGGAAGGCGUGGAUCUGCCCGGGUGGUUCCAGGUCAUGCCGUACGAGGUGGCCAUGGAUGUCUACGGAUCUGAUAAGCCGGAUACGAGAUUCAAGAUGUAUACCUUGCCCAUCGCCUACUAUCCAGCUCUCUCGGAUGCCGACAUCGACAAGCUGCUAGCCGACGACAAGCCGGAUACGGUCGAAUUCAUGAUCACCCCGAAACAGGAUGUCGGUUCGCUGCAGAUGGACAAGCUCGCAGAGGAGAUGCAGGAUGUAGAACGGAUUGAGAUCACUUCGGCAAAUCGUACGACGUGGACAUCCGACUCUGACCUGCUUCGACCGCUAGGCCUGCAGCCCGAGUCAUCUAGACCGGGUGGCGCCGAGGUGGGCGACAUUGUUUGGCUCGCCAAGCGGAGAAAGCAGCCGGAUUCUGGCUGGACCAAGCUGGGUCGACUGCGAGUCAAGCUGCGGGACCAGCUCGUCGAAGCCGGUGCCCUGCAACUUCCAUCAGAUCCGCACUUCUUGUGGAUCACCGAGUUCCCCUUGUUCACACGCUCGGACGAGGACAAGGAGUUCCAGGCCAAGGGCAGGUGGUCUAGCUCGCACCACCCCUUCACGGCGCCCAUGUACGAAGACAUGGAGAACCUCAAGAGCGGCAAGAUCGAGCAGGUGCGCGGACAACAUUACGAUCUUGUGCUGAACGGGAUGGAGGUCGGGGGUGGGAGCGUGAGGAUACACGAUGCCAAGCUGCAAGAGUACGUGUUGACAAAGGUGCUCGAGCUGGAUGAGAGCGAGGUGGCGAGGUUUGGACACCUGUUGCAGGCGUUGCGGUUCGGAGCGCCCCCGCACGCCGGAAUCGCCCUGGGUCUGGAUCGACUGGUGGCCAUCUUGUGUGGCACGUCGUCGAUCCGGGAUGUCAUCGCGUUCCCCAAAACGGCCGGCGGCGUGGAUCCGGUUUUCAAGAGCCCAUCACCGGGGCCGGCCGAUGACGUUCUAGGGCAGUACGGGUUGAAGCGAGCAUAGAUGAGCAGG